AUGGUCUCCACCAGACCCAAAAACACGCUCCGAGGCAUACCUCAAGGAACAGAAAUUGAUCUCACCGGAGAGAGCCCCUCACCGUCAAAACCAAAAACUUCGAAGAAAACCCCACGUAAAAAACCACUCCUGAUGGAAACCACACCUACUCCCUCAUCCAAAACCCUACCACAAACCGAGAGCCCCUCGCCGGUGGACGAACAUGCCAUUGAGCAAUUCACGGCGGAGAUAGACGUCCCUACUCUCGGCACCGGAGACCAGCAUGCAGCUGAAGGAGAAGGCAAGGCGACACCGGAAAAGGCGAAGGAAGGCGAGGAAGAGCCAUCCAAGAAGAAGCGCACCCCCACUGCUCCGAAGAGGAAGAAGCCGGCGGCUGAGAAAUCGGCCACGCCGGCCGAAGGAUCAUCCAACGAAAGAAACGAACCCUCGGGUUCAAUGCUGCAAGAAGAACAGGGGGAGUCCGGCGAAGAGCAAGAAGAAACUCCGGCGAAGAGGAGGAGGAAGGUGUUAGCCCCGACCCCGAUCCGAAUGAUUAAGGGAAAACCGGCAUCUGCACCGAGGAGCAAGAAGAAGGCGAUGAAAGGGAUUGCUGUGCCCAAGAUUCCGGACAUGGAUGCACUGAAGCCUCUGGGCAUAGUGGACAAGGUGAAGGAGUAUUUACACAACAUCGGAUGGAAGGAAUUUCUGGAGUGGCUAGGGCACGCAUACGAGGAGGUGGUGAGAGAAGUGUUCGAGUCUAUGCAAGUGGAAAUCAACCAAACCUGCGGACCUCUGGGCAUGAGUUUCUCCAUGAAUGGGGAGACCCGAGAUAUGUCAGUGAAUGAGCUCAACCUCAACUUGGGAAUGGCGGAGCUUAAAGACCUACAGAAGAAGGAAUACAAAGACGCGAAGAGAGGAAUCCCCACCUUCACUGCACGAGAGUGGGAUGAUAUGUGGGCAGAUAUCGGCGAUGGAGGAUCGUUCAGGACGUAG
Molecule: messenger RNA, 972 nt
Organism: Salvia miltiorrhiza (redroot sage)
Lineage: Eukaryota; Viridiplantae; Streptophyta; Magnoliopsida; Lamiales; Lamiaceae
Exons: 1
Coding region: 1-972 (323 amino acids)
Source: RefSeq, a predicted model, not a curated record